UCAGUCAGUGUCAGACGUGUGUCCAGUGUGUAUUAUCAAAAUGUUAUACAUAAUAUUAAUAACAUUGGUGAUAAUUUGGUAUUUAUAUGGAACCCGAACUUUUGGAUAUUGGAGAAAAAGGGGUAUUAAAAAUGAUGAACCUAUACCAUAUUUUGGAAACAAUUUGAAACAGUUUAUUCAAAAAUCUAGCAUUGCAAUGUUGGCUACAGAGGCGUAUAAAAAAUAUCCAGAAGAAACAGUGGUAGGUUUUUUUAGAAGUACUUCACCAGAAUUAGUGAUAAGGGAUCCUGAAUUAGUUAAAAGGAUAUUGAUUACAGAUUUUCAACAUUUUUACGACAGAGGAUUUAAUUCACAUAAAACAUCGAUUGAACCAUUAUUCAAGAAUUUAUUUUUUGCCGACGGUGACUUAUGGAAAUUAAUUCGAAAAGGCUUCAGUCAAUCCUUCAGUACUGGUAAAAUUAAAGCAAUGUUUUCCAUAAUUACUGAAAGGGCUGAGAAACUUCAGUUACAAGCAGCUGAAAUAUCAAAAUUAGAAUAUUAUGAUAUGCGUGAACUAAUAGCAAGGUAUACAACUGAUUUUAUUGGUGUAUGUGGUUUUGGAAUAAAUAUAGAUUCUUUGAAUGAUGAAAACUCAGAAUUUCGGAAAUUGGGAAACAGGAUAUUUCAUAGGUCAUUUAGGGACGCUCUUGUUGGAGCUUUAAAGUAUAUGUUUCCAAAUUGCUUCAAAAAUUUUCAUUUUUUAUCAAGUGAAGUAGAAACGGUAAUAAAUGCUUUAGUAAAGAAAAUACUUAAAAGUAGAAAUUAUGAGCCAUCAGGGAAAAAUGAUUUCAUAGAUUUGAUGUUAGAAUUGAAGAAAAAAGGUAAUCUUAUAACAGAAUCGUUGGAAUUUAGAGAUGAAAAUGGCUUACCGAAACUUGUUGAACUGGAAUUAGACGAUAUGAUAUUGACCGCGCAAUGUUUUGUCUUCUUUGGAGCUGGUUUCGAAACAUCAUCAACAAGCGCUAGUUAUACUUUACAUCAACUUGCAUUUAAUAUGGAGUAUCAGGAAAAAGUGCAAGCAGAGAUUGAUAGAAUACUACCAAAAUAUAACAAUAAGUUAACUUAUGAAGCUAUUAAUGAAUUGAAUACUUUAGAGAAGGCAUUUUAUGAAGCAUUGAGAAUAUUUCCUCCGGUUGCAUUUCUUAUAAGAAAGUGCACAUCACCGACAUACACAUUCCCUGAAAUCAAUCUAACUAUAAACGAGGGUGUGAAAGUUAUUAUACCUGUGCAAGCUUUACAUAAUGAUGAAAAAUAUUUUCACGAGCCAGAAAAGUUCAAUCCGGAUAGAUUUAGUACCGCAAAUGAGUUUAAAAAUAAUAUAUUUUUACCAUUUGGAGAUGGCCCACGUGCAUGUGUAGCUUCAAGAUUAGGAAAGGUCUUGGCUAUGGCUGGUAUUGCUGCUAUUUUACAGAAGUUCACCGUAGAGCCAUGUGCCAUAAGCAGGCUACAUCCUAUACCUCAACCUAUGGCGGUUGUAUCUGAAAGCUUUAUCGGCGGACUGCCGCUGAAACUAACUGAAAGAACUAGAAGCCUUUAAAUGUACCUAUGCUAUUUUUCAAAGUAAAAUAAUCACUUGGUGGUAGAGCUUUGUGUAAGCCCGUCUGGUAUUGUAUUGCUAGUGUAAUUUGAAAUUGGUAAAAGCCCGGUUUUUAUAUUCGAGAAACUAUUCGUUUUGAUCAGUACUACAUAUACUUCUUUUUCGGUGGGAAGUCUUAUAAUAUCAAAACGAACUUCUGUGCCAAAUUUAAAAUUUUCGCGAAAUUUGGUGUUUAAUGAAAUGUAGGAAAAUUUUCGAAUGCACCAAAAUUCUUAAUAGUGGAUUUAUAUGAUGCAAGAAAUUAAAUGAUAAUACGAUAUUUUGUCGUGAAAACAUUUAUUUCCCUUAGUGUUAUAAAUACAGUCGGUUGUAAUAUAAUAUACAAUUUAUUCGAUGUUGAAAAAGCUUAAAACUAUAUACGUAUAUAAAUGCUUGUUGGUAUGUCAUUGUCUUAACAAAUAUUGGUUUAUAAUCUAUAAACUACUCUAUACUAUUUUUAUACAAACGAAAAUAUACUAUUAGUAUGUUUUAGUUUUUAUUUUUUUUUUCUUUAUUGAAAUAAUAUUUAAAUAACUUUGAAAUUUAUUUUCAAUAACCAAUCGAGAGCACGCAGGAAUAGCUGAUCUAAUCAAUACAGAUUAAUAAUGAUAUCAGCUAAUUGUUGAUUAAAAUAUAUCUCCAAUAAUAAGUUUUAUUUCCGUUUGUAUGAAAAUAUUACCACCUACGGUUCAAACGACUAGCACUAACUUAUUCCUUUAAUGGUUAACAUGUUAUGUAUUUUCUGCUAUUUUAUCAAGGACAGAAAAUAAAUAAAUAUUUAUAUACCUAAUAAGUAAUGCAUUAAUUUGUAACCAAGCAGGUGUAGCACGAUCAAAAUGUUUAUAUAAUUUUAUUUUAAUAAUUACACACAUGGAUUGAAAAAUGUAACUUUUCUUUUAAAAUUUCCUAUGUUAAUGACGAUGACAAUGUUAAAUAUUUCUGAUGUCAGUCUGUAAAAUAAUUGUAAUUAAUGGACACACACAAUAUAUUAUGAUUAUUAAUAUUUUUUUUAAUAUUAAAAGUAAUAUUUACAGUCUCAAAUUAAACUUGGACAAGCUAAAAUUAUCACAAAUACUCAAUACAUUCAUCGAUCACACAUACAAUACUUAUAAUGCCGACGUAUUAA
Messenger RNA from Vanessa tameamea, 2741 nucleotides. RefSeq names its product cytochrome P450 6B7-like (gene Cyp6ab5). Gene Ontology annotation, molecular function: iron ion binding; heme binding; monooxygenase activity. The record is from RefSeq and is a predicted model, not a curated record. The transcript is spliced from 2 exons. NCBI's taxonomy places the organism in Eukaryota, Metazoa, Arthropoda, Insecta, Lepidoptera, Nymphalidae. The coding region runs from base 41 to 1576 and encodes 511 amino acids.